UAUCUAGGCAAAUGCUAGAGACCGAGACACGGAGAGAGAAAGAGAAAGAGAAACAACAGAGUGAGUGAAAAAUGGAGCUGAGCUUGGACACCAGUCUGGUGUUUAUCCCAAAAACAAUCUCUGACUUUCUCGCGCAGCUCUCAACCAUGGAAGAUAGCUCUCAGAGGUCGUCAGAGCUUGAUGCUUAUGUGAAAAGGCUCGAAGAUGAAAUGAGAAAGAUUGAAGUUUUCAAGCGCGAGCUUCCUCUUUGCAUGCUGCUCUUAAAGGAUGCAAUUGAGAGGUUGAAGGAGAGAGUAAUGCAGUGUAAGAAAAUGGAAGAUCGGCCUGUGAUAGAAGAAUUCAUACCAUUGAAGGGUAAUCUGGAUGAGAAUGGAGGGGGAGUUUUGGGAAAGGAAAACAGUGACAAGAAGAACUGGAUGAGCUCUGCUCAGCUUUGGAGCACAAGCCUCAAUAUUUUUGAGUACAGCAAACACGACCCUGAAUCAGGACUCAGAAUGAGGAACGAAGAAGAUGAUCGGUCGGUGCCUGAGAACUCAAUUGAGCCAAGUAAUAACAGAGCCAUGGGAAGGACAUUUGUGCCAUUCAAGGAACAAUAUGAGUCUGGUUUUACAGGAACUUGUCUUAAGGAUGACAAGGAGGUCUCACAGGUCCCAAGCCUUUCUCUUAUGACUCCAUUGAUGUCUGAAGCACUGGAUGCUUCUACCAAUACAAACAUUAAGAGCAACAACAACUGCAGAGGUGGUUCAGGUUCUGGUUUGGCAGGCCAACUCAAAUUACAGAACAAACCUCAACAGCAAUCACAGCAGCAACAACCCUUUAGGAAGCAAAGGCGAUGCUGGUCACCUGAGCUUCACCGCCGCUUUAUUGAAUCUCUUCAACAGCUUGGAGGAACACAAGUGGCCACUCCUAAGCAGAUAAGAGAGCUUAUGCAGGUGGAUGGUCUCACCAAUGAUGAAGUGAAAAGCCAUUUGCAGAAAUACAGGCUUCAUGUCCGAAAGCUACCGGCUUCUUCUGCUGCCAAAGGCAAUGGCAUAUGGAUGCCCCUAGAUCACAGUGCAGACCAUUCUAAGGCAAACAACUCACAGUCUGGUUCUCCACAAGGUCCUCUCCUUCCAGGUGAGUUUGCCAAAGGUCGAUCUACAACUGGAGGGGAGUCAGAUAACAGCAGAGAAGCAGAAGAAGAUGAGAAAUCAGAUGGCCAGAGUUGGAAAGGUGGGCUUCUUCACAACAACCAAGGAGGAGAUGUAUAGACAUACAAUCAUCCCCCAUGAAUUUUGCAGAUACAAAUAUACAUGGGGAAUCAUAGUCUCUGAAUUAUGAGUAAUAGUAAUAAGGUACCUUUAGCAAAAACAGAAGGGAUAUGCAGCUCAAGUUUUUUUAAAAAAAAUCUUUUGAGGCACUGCUUUAGAAAGAGGAGAUGUGAAUUUGCCAUUGUUAGAGCAAGUUUCUUCUGGUUCUUUUAUACAGUAGGAAGUAAGAUGAAAAUGUACCCAACAUAAUAUUCACUUUAUUUUAUUUGUAUGGUUUAACUUCUUUUAUAUUAGUUAUGCCCUAAUAUCUCAA
This is a messenger RNA of Prunus mume (Japanese apricot), 1563 nucleotides long. Its product is annotated as Homeodomain-like superfamily protein. The record is from RefSeq and is a predicted model, not a curated record. Gene Ontology annotation, biological process: regulation of DNA-templated transcription. Gene Ontology annotation, molecular function: DNA binding; DNA-binding transcription factor activity. Lineage: Eukaryota; Viridiplantae; Streptophyta; Magnoliopsida; Rosales; Rosaceae.